UGCCACCAGAUGGCGGCUUAGGAUUGUUCGUCCUGUGAAGAAGCGGUGUUAACUAUUCCCAUUUCUAAUUUAAUCAAAUUUAAAACUCGAUAUUUCCUUACGCAGUCGAACGGAAAGUGAAAAUCGGUUCCAAAAUGGGCAGGAACGAAAUUGCCCAAACAUGUUUCUCAUAAAAACUAAUCAAGAAAAAGAAGCAGCAAACAAUUUUCACACAAUCAAGUUAUUUGAAAGAUUGCCAAAAAGCAAAAGGAAGAAAUUACAAAAUUCCAGUCCAGAUUUGUGGACAGCAAAAGUGCUGAAGAGAUGAUCACUCCAGAGUUACCAGUGUUACAGGAGUCAACUAAUGAAACAACUAUUCAUUCUGAUGUUACUGGUGAAUUCGAUGAUCCAGAGGGGAAAGGACAAAAGCGCAGAGCUCGCGGUCCUGGAAGGCCACCGACUGCUAAGAAGGCAAGACGUAUCCCAGGAGAGAAAAGUCGUGUAGGAACAGGUGGUAGAGCAAGUCUGGGAAAGGCUAAUGGGCACCAUCAACAAAAUGGAGACAUUGAACCAGUCACACUUUUUGAGGUGGUCAAAAUGGGCAAGAGUGCCAUGCAGUCUGUCGUUGAUGACUGGAUAGAAUCGUACAAACAGGACAGAGACAUCGCACUUCUGGACCUAAUCAACUUUUUCAUCCAGUGCUCAGGAUGUAAAGGCACUGUAAGAAUUGAGAUGUUUCGAAAUAUGCAGAAUACAGAAAUAAUUAGGAAAAUGACCGAAGAGUUUGAUGAGGACAGUGGAGAUUACCCUCUAACUAUGCCUGGUCCUCAAUGGAAGAAAUUCCGAUCAAAUUUCUGUGAGUUUAUUGGAGUGCUUAUCCGGCAGUGUCAGUACAGUAUCAUUUAUGAUGAGUACAUGAUGGAUACAGUGAUUUCUCUCCUGACUGGGCUUUCAGAUUCACAAGUGCGAGCCUUCAGGCACACCAGCACAUUGGCUGCUAUGAAGCUUAUGACAGCAUUGGUGAAUGUGGCCUUAAACUUAAGUAUACAUCAGGAUAACACACAAAGACAGUAUGAGGCUGAGAGGAACAAAAUGAUAGGCAAACGAGCUAAUGACAGAUUGGAGUUACUUUUACAAAAAAGAAAGGAGCUUCAAGAAAAUCAAGAUGAGAUAGAAAACAUGAUGAAUUCUGUUUUUAAGGGUAUAUUUGUACACAGAUAUCGUGACGCAAUUUCAGAGAUUCGAGCUAUCUGUAUUGAAGAAAUUGGUGUAUGGAUGAAGAGUUACAGUGAUGCCUUUCUCAAUGACAGUUAUUUAAAGUAUGUGGGAUGGACACUACAUGACCGGCAAGGUGAAGUGAGGCUGAAAUGUCUUAAAGCUCUGCAGUCACUGUACACUAAUAAGGAACUCUUCCCAAAACUAGAACUCUUCACCAAUAGGUUCAAGGAUCGUAUUGUAUCCAUGACAUUAGACAAAGAGUAUGAUGUUGCUGUGGAAGCUAUCCGAUUGGUCACUUUGAUAUUGCAGCUUCAUGAUUGUUUUAGGGGAAGUGAGGAGGCAUUAUCCAAUGAAGAUUGUGAGAAUGUGUAUCACCUUGUAUAUUCUGCACAUCGUCCUGUUGCUGUGGCGGCUGGGGAAUUCCUAAACAAAAAGUUGUUCAGUCGACAUGAUCCACAAGCAGAAGAGGCCUACGCAAAGAGUAGGGGAAGGCAUAGCCCAAACGGAAAUCUUAUUAAGAUGUUGGUACUUUUCUUCCUAGAAAGUGAGUUGCAUGAGCAUGCUGCCUAUCUGGUGGAUAGUUUAUGGGAAAGCUCCCAAGAACUUCUCAAGGAUUGGGAAUGUAUGGUAGAAUUGCUGUUGGAAGAGCCUAUACAAGGAGAAGAAGGUAUGACUGACAGGCAGGAAACUGCGCUCAUAGAGCUUAUGGUGUGUACAAUUCGGCAAGCUGCAGAAGCACAUCCUCCAGUUGGAAGAGGAACAGGCAAAAGGGUCUUAACUGCAAAGGAGAGAAAAAUGCAGAUAGAUGAUCGCACUAAAUUGACAGAACAGUUCAUCGUGGCACUCCCCAUGAUGUUAGGAAAGUACUCAGCUGAUUCUGAGAAAGUGGCAAACCUAUUGCAAAUCCCUCAGUUCUUUGACUUGGAACUGUACAGUACAGGAAGAAUGGAAAAGCACCUCGAUGCAUUGCUAAAACAAACUAAGUUUGUUGUUGAAAAGCACAUAGAAUCAGAUGUCUUAGAAUCAUGCAGCAAAACGUAUAACAUCCUGUGUAGUGACGAAUACACAAUUCAGAACCGUGUUAACAUUGCACGCAGUCAGAUGAUUGAUGAGCUGGUAGAGCGAUUCAGUCAGUCAGUUGAAGACUUAUUGCAAGAGGGAGAAGAAGCAGAUGAUGAUGACAUUUAUAAUGUUCUCUCUACUUUGAAGAGGUUAACUGCCUUCCACAAUGCUCACGAUCUUACAAAAUGGGAACUGUUUGGAAACUGCUACAGGCUUUUGAAAAGUGGGAUUGAACUUGGAUCUAUGCCAGAACAGAUAGUGGUCCAGGCACUCCAGUGUUGUCACUAUUCCAUUCUGUGGCAACUUGUCAAGAUAGCAGAAGGUUCUCCAACUAAGGAUGAACAACUGGGAUUGAGAAAAACAUUGAAAGCAUUUUGUAUUGUCUGUCAGCACUGUUUGACAAAUGUCAACCCUUCUGUCAAAGAGCAGGCAUUCAUGUUGCUUUGUGAUCUGCUAAUGAUAUUCAGUCAUCAGUUGACAACUGGUGGCAGGGAUGGGCUCAAGCCGAUUGUUUACAGCCCAGAUACUGGACUACAGUCAGAGUUGCUCAGCUUUGUAAUGGAUCAUGUAUUUAUUGAUCAAGAUGAGGAGAACCAAAGCAUGGAAGGAGAUGAAGAGGAUGAAGCCAACAAGAUUGAAGCCCUCCAUAAAAGAAGAAACCUCUUGGCAGGUUUUUGCAAGCUUAUAAUUUAUGAUGUUGUGGAUAUGAAUGCUGCUGCUGACAUUUUCAAGCACUAUAUGAAGUAUUACAAUGACUAUGGAGACAUCAUAAAGGAGACGUUAAGUAAAACGAGGCAAAUUGACAAAAUUCAAUGUGCCAAGACACUUAUUCUAAGUUUACAACAGCUCUUCAAUGAGCUCAUCCAGGAGCAAGGUCCAAAUCUUGACAGGUCAUCAGCCCAUGUCAGUGGUAUUAAAGAACUUGCUCGUCGGUUUGCCCUCACCUUUGGUCUGGAUCAGAUCAAGACGAGAGAAGCUGUUGCUACCUUACACAAGGAUGGCAUAGAAUUUGCCUUUAAAUAUCCUAACCCAAAUGGACCAGAGUAUCCUCCACCAAAUCUUGCCUUCCUUGAGAUUCUUGGUGAAUUUUCUUCUAAACUUCUGCGACAGGACAAAAAAACUGUCCAUGCGUACCUGGAGAAAUUCAUGUCUGAACAGAUGAUGGAACGAAGAGAGGAUAUCUGGCUGCCCCUGAUCUCCUAUCGCAACUCAUUGCUUACUGGUGGGGAGGACGAUAGGAUGUCGGUGAUUAGUGGAGGCAGCAGUAGUAAAGCUUCCUCAAUACGUAGUAAAAAAGGUCGCCCAUCACUAAACAAAAGGAGGACGGAAGAGGAGAGUGUUGAUAAUUCGUGGAUGAACAGGAAUGACACUGUUCAAACUCCAGGAGUCUUGCAUCCUCCACAGUUGACUUCAACAGUCAUGCGGGAAAAUCCUCGACAACCGGCAGAACACAACAUGGAAGAUCAGGAAUCUGAACGGGGCUCCGAAUCUGAUUAUGUACAGAACCCUCAAAUGCAAAUGCCUUGGUUGGGUCAACACAAGCUUGAAGAGGCACACCGAAAAGACAGAGUGGCCAUGAACUACAUGAAAGCAAGAGGCGGUGUAAGGCAAUCAGUCCGCAGUCACAGUUUAAUGGAGGAUGAUGCUGAACCAAUUUUUGAAGAUGUAAUGAUGUCAUCAAGGGGUCAAUUGGAGGAUAUGAAUGAAGAAUUUGAAGACACUAUGGUUAUUGAUCUGCCUCCAUCACGAAACAGACGUGAACGGGCUGAGCUCAGACCAGAUUUCUUCGACUCUACUGCCAUAAUGGAAGAUGAUUCGGGCUUUGGGAUGCCUAUGUUCUGAGACUGCUGGAAGUUUUAUAUUUUUAAGAACUCCAUCAUCUAAAGAGAAUCCAAGAUCUAAAUACUGUGACAGCAACUUUUAAACUAAAUUUUACAUACUCAAGAUCUGAUUUAUUUUUUAUCAAAGGAUAAACUUGAUGAAGAUUUGAUUAUGAUAAAUGGGGAAGCCUGAAGGAGGAAGCACUAAAAUGGUCUGUUACUGAGACAGAUUUUCUUAUGGACCGAAAAACGUGGCAUCUUCCUGGGAAGAAUUACCCCCUACCCCCAAAAUUGACCUGACACAUGGACUGUAGCACUGCUGAGGAGUGCCACAGUAGGAUUUUUUAAAAAAAUAUAUAUAUCAACCAAGAGUAAAUUGUAUUAAAAUCAUGAAGGCAUAUUUAAAAAGAUAGGGUGGCACAUACAGCAGAUGACACCAAAAGUACAAAUGAGUUCCUUGAGUUUUUGUAAUUUUUUUCUGCUGUACAGUUUAAUAUAAAGAAUUUUUGAGAUCAGCAGUUUAUGUUAUGUUUUUUAAUUCGAGCUUAGAAAUUUUUCAGAAGGCAGCAAUGCUGAAAAACUAGAUUAGGAGCAAAGCAAUUUUCUCACACUGGAGUUUGGUUUCUUUGUGGUACGCAUUUAUUUUAUUGAGGGGUGGGGUGGGUAACUGGAAAUUAAUUGCAAAAACUUAUGCAGUUAUUGUAUAAAUGGGUAAUAGAUUCUGUGGGGGCUUUUUAGAAAUGUGAAAUAUUGCUUCUGCAAAUCACAGGUAACCGUAAUCUAGAGAUUUCUUUUCUUUUUAUUACUAAGGUCUUAUACAUACAUCUACAGCAAGCUACUUCCUUUCAUAACAAAAGCUGCCUUAUUUACUGUGAAGACUACUCAUUACCUGCUUUAAGUUUGACUUCAGCAGAGUUGAGAUGUACACUUUUAUCAUCAUUAGGCCGGUGCAUUUUGCUUUUAGUUUUAAUGCUCAGAAUCCAACAGGUAAAAUUUAGAAGCAGGUGUAGCUUCCUAAAAUUCAGUUGUUUGAGAGAUGUUUGUUAUUUGAUGACACUUCACAAUACAGUACAUUUUCUAAAACCAGGUUGUAUAAAUCAAUGCUGUACACUCCCAAAAGUGUAAAAAUUAGGUCAAGAGCACAUCUCAUUGAUAAAUUUUGGUGCACUGUUGCCCUCGAUUCCAGAUCUACUCUAUACCGUAUUAAGAAAUGCCCACUUUUGACUUUCUCAAUUGUCUAAAUGUACUUUUACAGAUAAUGUUAAUUUUAUACAAAACAGAGUUCAAUAAUUGAGUAAAUGGAGGAUUAGCCCAAUGUGCUAGAAUGUGUGUUCCAUCUGUCUUGCUUCUGAUUAGUUACCUGCAGUAUUGAAUUGUUCAUUAAUUUUAAUGCCAUUUUCCACCUGAUCAUAUUUUUAAGGUAAUGUCAGAAACAAAUUAAUUUUGUAAACUAACAUUUUAACAUCUUAAUUUAGCUGUUCAUAGACAGUUUCCAAUAUAGAAAUUGACAAUUUGACACCUGAAAUUUCACAAAAGCUAAUCAAAACAUGAAAUUGUUUGCAGAAAAUAUUUGAAAGCUAGUGUCAUAAAAAUGAAAGAAUAAUACAUUAUAAAUUUUAACUUUUUCUCACAUUUUGAAAGUAGUUAUGACUAGAUUUUAAAUUAUAAGGUCAUACGAGUCAUUUACUAAUCUACAAUACUAACUUAGAUGAACAGAAAAGCUGAUUUUAAAGGUAUUGACUUUUUGGUAUUGCUAUUAAGCAGUUGUGAAAAUAUGCGAUAUUGGUUAGUUUUGUACAGUUUUCAGGCUGAAUUGUCAAUGAUCUGAAAUAGUUCUGUGGAUUGAGUGGCGCGAUGAUAGGUACUGCAUGGUUAGAAUCAUCUCUGCAUCAACUUAAGCUGUGCAGUCAACUAUAUAAAUCUGAAUUCUUCGGCAGUAUUGUAGCAGAAUGUGAAACGAUGGUUUCAUGUCUGGAUACCUCCACGCUGGGCUUGAAAUUGAGUUUGAAGUUAAUAAGUUUUAUAUUUUGAGUGUUACCUUGAUUGGUUUUACUAGUAAUACUGUAAAUUGUACAUUUUCAGUAUAAAAUUUCUUUUUGUACAUUUUAAAGCUGAUGCUUCACCUUUCCUUUAAUAAACUGUUUGAAAAUAA
Rhincodon typus (whale shark) is the source of this 6231-nucleotide messenger RNA. Its product is annotated as cohesin subunit SA-1. Gene Ontology annotation, cellular component: nucleus; chromatin; cohesin complex. The coding region runs from base 304 to 4101 and encodes 1265 amino acids. Gene Ontology annotation, molecular function: chromatin binding. The transcript has 34 exons. The record is from RefSeq and is a predicted model, not a curated record. NCBI's taxonomy places the organism in Eukaryota, Metazoa, Chordata, Chondrichthyes, Orectolobiformes, Rhincodontidae. Gene Ontology annotation, biological process: sister chromatid cohesion.